This is a messenger RNA of Drosophila hydei, 1895 nucleotides long. RefSeq names its product diacylglycerol O-acyltransferase 1 (gene mdy). The record is from RefSeq and is a predicted model, not a curated record. NCBI's taxonomy places the organism in Eukaryota, Metazoa, Arthropoda, Insecta, Diptera, Drosophilidae. Gene Ontology annotation, cellular component: endoplasmic reticulum membrane. Gene Ontology annotation, biological process: triglyceride biosynthetic process. The coding region runs from base 29 to 1714 and encodes 561 amino acids. The transcript has 9 exons. Gene Ontology annotation, molecular function: diacylglycerol O-acyltransferase activity.
CCGUGCAGCUAUUGACAACGAGCGAGCCAUGACAGCGACCAAAGAUCCCAAGGAUCAGGUGCCCAAGACAGCGACGCAGCCGAGUCAGAAGAAUGGCGCCGCAGGUGGGCUGAUGAAGCGUCUACGACGUUCGGCCUCUGUCACCGAACACAAUUUGAAUAAUCUGCGCAAUCGAAACUCGACGCAGCACCUGUUCGACCAGCAUGGCAAUCCCAUUGAUCUGCGUCAGUACCGCAAGGUGCUGGACAAGGACGAGAACGGCAAUGGAACGAGUGAGAAGAAGCUGCGCUAUCGACGCACUCAGAGCGUGACACGGGCUGAGGAAAUCUCCAACAAGGAGGCCAAACAGCGCAAGGCCCAGCCCGACAGAUCCAUACACCGACCCCGCGAUUCGCUGUUCUCCUGGAGCUCAGGCUUUACCAACUUUACGGGCCUGGUCAACUGGGGCUUUCUGCUGCUCUGUAUUGGCGGCCUACGUCUGGGCCUAGAGAACCUUAUCAAAUACGGCAUACGCAUCAACCCCAUUGACUGGUAUUUCUUUGUAAGCGGCCGCGAUCAGGGCGAAGGUCACAAUGCUCUAUUCCUAAUCAUGUACUCUUUUGUGCACAUAUCUCUGUGUCUGGCUGUCGAAAAGGGUUUGGCUCUGGAAAUAAUAUCCGAAGGCCUUGGUAUGAUUAUUCAGAUAGCAAACAUAAUUGUUUCGGUUUGUUUGCCUGUAGUCAUAAUUCAUCUCAAAGGAUCUGCCUUUAGCAUAAUGGGUGCAACGACUGUCUGUUUCUACUAUUCCGUACUGUUCCUUAAGCUGUGGAGUUACGUGCAGACCAACAUGUGGUGUCGGAAAACCUAUUACCAAAGGCAGCCACGUGAAAGAAGACCAAGUAUUACGGUAGCAGAGCUGAAGAGAAAACAUUCAACUGGUGGCGAGGAUGAUGAAGAUGUCACUAAGUUAGUACAAUAUCCCGAAAACUUAUGUUAUAAAGACAUUAUGUACUUCUUGUGCGCACCCACGCUUUGCUAUGAAUUGAAUUUUCCACGCACUUCGCGCGUCCGCAAACGUUUUUUGCUAAAACGUUUGCUGGAAGUGUUGAUUGGUGUAAAUGUUUUGAUGGCUCUGUUUCAACAAUGGAUUAUACCCUCGGUGCGCAACUCCUUGAUACCAUUCUCCAACAUGGAUAUGGCACUAGCCACAGAACGUCUGUUGAAACUUGCGCUUCCCAAUCAUUUAGUCUGGCUAAUCUUCUUCUACCUGUUGUUCCACUCUUUUCUUAAUGCCAUUGGCGAAGUGCUAAAUUUCGCAGAUCGAAACUUUUACUGUGAUUGGUGGAAUGCGAACAAUAUUGAUACUUUUUGGCGCACCUGGAAUAUGCCGGUGCAUAGGUGGUGUGUACGUCAUCUGUAUAUACCCGUUGUACAAAUGGGUUAUUCUUCCCGCCAAGCAUCCACAAUUGUGUUCCUAUUCAGCGCCUUUUUCCACGAGUAUUUGGUCUCAGUGCCGUUGCAAACGUACAAGAUUUGGGCUUUUCUUGGCAUGAUGGGUCAAAUACCGUUAUCAGCUGUAUCUAGAUAUGUAGAGCGUCGUUUUGGCCCCCGCAUGGGAAAUAUUAUUGUUUGGGCAUCUAUUAUAUUGGGACAACCGCUGUGCAUUAUGUCAUAUUAUCAUGACUAUGUCAUUACACAUUUGCAGAAUGCACUGAAUGGCACUGAACAUAGGUAGACUUUGGGUAAUAUUAUCUGGUCUGUACUUUUUUCUUUAUUUAUAAGCCAAAUACAAGUUGAGGAAACUUGAAUGCCACAUACAAGUCAUGCAUAGUACUGAGUAACAGAAAUAUAUUGUUAUUUUAUGCAUUUGUUAAUGAUCUUAAGCUUUAUGUAAAUAAAGAGAAUGGAUUUUGUAU